AUGGGAGCAACGUACACAGUUCUCAACUCCCUAUCCCUGGGCCAGACCUACACCGAGAGCACCGUGCUCAGCUCCAGUCUCCCUAUCCCUGGGAAAAUCCACAUCACCAAGGCCACUCUACAGUUCCUGAAUGAUGAUUACGAUGUGGAACCCGGUUAUGGAGGGGUGAGGAAUGCCUACCUCAGGGAGAACCGUAUCGAGACAUUCCUGAUCAUUGGUUGCAACCAAAAACAGAGGGAAGGCAAGGCCACGUUGGCCAAACUGCAGCGAGCACAGGCUCUCCCCACCUCCAUCCCAGGCUCCUCAUGGGAGUCCAACAGACAUGUAAAUCUCCACAUGCUCCACCACCCUUCCAAGGACCUGCACGUACCGGGAAUCAUGGAUUACAUCGGAAAAGAAAAGGAUGUCCAGGAGAACAGGAACCCCGAGGAGGAAGUGGACGAGUUCCUGGGCCAUGCUAUCGACGCCCGGACCAUUGACCGCCUGCGUUCCAAGCAUGUCCGCAGGGUGCUGCUCACCUUCCACGACCCCCAGCUAGAAAACAAGUACUCCAAAGAGGUGGACAACGGGUUUGCUGGUUACGUAGCCUGUGCCCUGCUGAUCUUUGCCUUCAUCUGCUCUGUGCAGAUAGUGAUCAUCCCACAUUCCUCCCUGAUGCUGGGCUCUUUCCUCUGCUGCUCCCUGGUGCUGUUCGGCAUCCUGUACAUCUGCACCGUCUACUCUUGUCACAGUCUCUUUGUGCUGCCGCUCCAGCGCCUUUCCAAGAAGAUCGUGCAGUCACGGGUCAACAGCACCGCGGUCGGCGUCCUCAGCGUCGCCCUGCUCUUCCUGGCUGCCUUCAUCAACAUGUUCUCCUGCAGCUCGGAGGAUCUUCGUGAGUGUGUGGCUCGGAUUCACAACGUGUCCCCGCAGAUGGUCAACGCCUGUUCCCUCCGCACCCUUAACAUCACCCUGGGGGAUGAGAAGAAUCUGUGUGGGGGAAGCUCCCCCGUCUGCAGCUUUCCUGAGUACUUCACCUACAGCAUUAUUCUCUCCCUGCUGGGAUGUGCUGCCUUCCUCCAGAUCAGCAGCAUUGGGAAGCUGGUCAUCAUGGCAGUCAUCGAGGGCAUCUACAUGGUCAUUGCCGAGGGACCCAAAGUCAACCUCUUCAACAACUUCGACCUCCUGGUCAUGGCCAACACCCUGACCAGCAACGACACCUCGGCCUGCGAGGAGCUGGUGUCUAAGGUGCCCCUGAAAUACGUAACCCCGAUGGUGCUGUUGGUCUCCAUGUUGGUCCUGUACCUGCAUGCACAGCAGGUGGAGUCCACGGGCCGGCUUGACUUCCUCUGGAAGCUGCAGGCCACCGAGGAGAAGGAGGAGAUGGAGGAGCUCCAGGCGUACAAUCGGCGCUUGCUGCACAACAUCCUGCCCAGGGACGUGGCCGCCCACUUCCUGGCACGCGAGCGCAUGAACGACGAGCUCUAUUACCAGUCCUGCGAGUGCGUGGCUGUCAUGUUCGCCUCCAUUAGCAACUUCUCCGAGUUCUACGUGGAGCUGGAGGCCAACAACGAGGGCGUGGAGUGUCUGCGGCUCCUGAACGAGAUCAUCGCCGACUUCGACGAGAUAAUCAGUGAGGAGCAGUUCAGGCAGCUGGAGAAGAUUAAAACCAUUGGCAGCACCUACAUGGCUGCCUCGGGACUCAACGACAACACCUACGAUAAGGUGAACAAGUCCCACAUCACAGCGCUGGCCGAUUAUGCCACUCGGCUGAUGGAGCAGAUGAAGUACAUCAACGAGCAUUCCUUCAACAACUUCCAGAUGAAGAUCGGACUGAACAUUGGCCCAGUGGUCGCGGGAGUGAUCGGGGCUCGGAAACCUCAGUACGACAUUUGGGGGAACACAGUGAACGUUGCCAGUCGUAUGGACAGUACCGGAGUCCCCAACAAGAUCCAGGUGACACGUGAUGUGUACCAGGUCCUGGCAUCCAAGGGGUACCAGCUGCAGUGCCGAGGUCUGGUCAAGGUCAAGGGCAAGGGGGAGAUGUUGACCUACUUCCUUGGACCGUGUGCCUGCCCCAGCUAA
Molecule: messenger RNA, 2064 nt
Organism: Mobula hypostoma (lesser devil ray)
Lineage: Eukaryota; Metazoa; Chordata; Chondrichthyes; Myliobatiformes; Myliobatidae
Product: adenylate cyclase type 5-like
Exons: 16
Coding region: 1-2064 (687 amino acids)
Biological process (GO): adenylate cyclase-activating G protein-coupled receptor signaling pathway; cAMP biosynthetic process; intracellular signal transduction
Cellular component (GO): plasma membrane
Molecular function (GO): adenylate cyclase activity
Source: RefSeq, a predicted model, not a curated record